ACGCAGACUGUUGCAAAUGGCGCCGGGACAUAAAGGAGUACACUAAGCCGGUGUGUUGAGGGUUGCUGAUGAUGAGCAGACUGGCCCGGUUGCACCCUGGAAGCUCCGCCCUUCAGCCGUGCGUCUCCUCCUCAGCCCUCAUUCAAAACAGAACACAGCUGUUGCGAGGCGCAUCGUCGUGUCCGGAGCGUUAGCUCCAAAGCUGGUAGCUGUCCGCCGUCUUCUCAUGUGCCCGCCGGAGUACCCGAAGAAGGACGAGGGAAAGGGCGCACUUCGACAGCGGGAGCCAGCCUCAGAGAAAGACAGGACCCGAUAGACAGACGGAGGGAGAGAACAAAAGGCUGUCGUCAUUUCUUGCACUAUGCUCAUCUGACACACAUCUUAGGGCCGGGCGGGGUUUGCUGCAGCUGACAAUGAUGAACGGUCUCCUGAGCUAGAGCUAGAUGGUGUGGGAAUGAUGGACCUCCCUAAUGGCCAAUCAAGGGUCACCACCACCGCCGCGACAGUCUCUGAGAAGAGCAGCAGCUCAGAAUCUCUCAGCGAUAAAGGGUCUGAGCUGAAGAAGAGUUUUGAUGCGGUUGUGUUCGAUGUGCUGAAGGUCACUCCUGAAGAAUAUGCCGGCCAGAUUACACUCAUGGAUGCUCCUGUGUUCAAAGCCAUCCAGCCAGAGGAGCUGUCGAGCUGCGGCUGGAACAAGAAGGAGAAGCACAGCUCCGCCCCGAAUGUAGUGGCCUUCACCCGCAGGUUCAACCAGACGAGCUUCUGGGUGGUACGAGAGAUCCUCCACGCGCAGACGCUGAAGAUCAGGGCCGAAGUGCUGAGUCUGUACAUCCGCACUGCCAAGAAACUGUGCGACAUGAACAACCUCCACGCAGUCAUGGCCGUGGUGUCGGCUUUGCAGAGCGCUCCCAUCUUCAGGCUCACCAAAACAUGGGCGUUACUGAGUCGGAAGGACAAGGCGAUGUUUGAUCGGCUCGACUACCUGAUGUCCAAAGAAGACAACUACAAACGUCUGAGAGACUUCAUAAGCAGCCAGAGCAUGGUCUCCUGUAUACCAUACCUAGGGAUGUACCUGUCUGAUCUGACGUACAUAGACUCGGCCUACCCCUCCACGGGCAGCAUCCUGGAGAACGAGCAGAGGUCAAAUCUGAUGAACAACAUCCUCAGAAUCAUAUCAGACCUGCAGAGAUCCUGUACCUACGAUGUACCAGUGUUGCCUCAUGUACAGAAGUAUCUCAACUCAGUCAGAUAUAUCGAGGAGCUUCAGAAGUUUGUGGAGGAUGACAAUUACAAGUUGUCACAGAAGAUUGAGCCAGGCACCAGCACACCUCGAGUAAACGCCUCCAAAGAGGAUCUCGCCGGCCAGGAAGCGUCAGCGUCUCCUCUCUGCGGCCGCAAGUGCACGGUAGCGGCUGAAGGAACCAAAGUCCCGGCCACGCCUCCGUCGCCCAGGAACCUGCUGCCCUACGGACACAGGAAGUGCCACAGCCUGGGCUACAACUUCAUCCAUAAGAUGAAUACAGUCGAGUUCAAAAGUGCUACGUUCCCCAACGCCGGUUCUCGCCAUCUGUUGGACGACAGUGUGAUGGAGAGCCACAGUCCUACCAGGGGACAAGCAGAGAGCUCUACUCUGUCCAGUGGCAUUUCACUUGGGAGCAGCGAGGGCUCCGAGCUCAGUGAGGAGGUCUCUUGGCCAGCUUUUGAGAGGACUCGGUUCUAUCACUCUCUGGGCCCAGUGACCCGUGUGGCCCGCAUCCCCUACAGAGGAGUCUUGAGGCCUAGCAGCUCAGCCGAGUCCGAGGAGCUCGCCGUUCACUUGUACCCCGGAGCGGUCACGGUGCAGGGGGUGCUGAGACGGAAGACUGUGCUCAAGGAGGGCAAGAAACCAACUGUGGCAUCUUGGACCAAAUACUGGGUGGCUCUGUGUGGAACCCAGCUCUACUACUACGCUGCCAAGUCCCUGAAGGCCACCGAGAGAAAACAUUUCAAGUCCACGUCCAGUAAGAGCGUGUGUGUGGUUGGUCUAAUGGCCAUGAUGGCUGAUGAUCCAGAGCAUCCUGAUGUUUUCCUGCUGACUGACUCAGAGCAUGGUAACACCUACAAGUACCAGGCGGGGAACAGAAUGAACGCUCUGCUGUGGUUCAAACAUCUGAGUGCUGCCUGUCAGAGCAAUAGGCAACAGGUGCCAGCCAAUCUGAUGUCAUUUGAGUGACCCGUGCUGGGGAGUGCAACUGAGCGAAGAGGAGAGGAAACAGACGAGGAGGACGGGGAGGAGUGCUGACUGAGUAGUGGGAGCUUUCACUGCCAUGAGCUCUAACCGCCGAUUCUCUGAUUCUAGCCCCUGGCCUCACUGCAGCCUCACCUGCCACCACUGCCUUAACCCUGCGUGUGUGUGUGUGUGAGAGAGUGUGUGUGUGUGUGUGUGUGUGAGAGAGUGUGUGCUCGUGUAAGUGAGUGUGAGUCUGUGUGGAUGAAGGUGACUGUUUUGGAUGUAUUGACUACUGAACAAGGACCUGCACCACUGCUCUCGUCUCCCAUUUGCUCUCAGUGUCUUUUGUUCAGCACUUCCUCCGAGCCCCUGGGCUUCUCCUCUCUCAGUCAGACGGACGGACAGACAGACUGUCCACGGAGGAACAGAAAUAAUCCUCUCCUUUAUUCUUUUUGGCAAGGGGUUGACUGUUUUUGAUUUGCGGCCCCGCCGUACUGGAUACAAAAUUACAAACCGCACACUCACAUCGGACUAACCCGUUGGACUUCUGAGGGUUUGAAAACACCUUUUUACUAACUUGAUUCGCACUCGUUGGUCACUUGCAUCUACUCACAAGAAUAUUUACAUGAACCAUGCACUCACACACACACUCACACACCCACACACACACAAGCCUAUUUGAUUGCAUCGUCGUAAACGUUAAGGGCUCUGAUUUGCAAUCAAUUCCAGCAGAAAUAACUCCCACACUUCCUGAAUGUGUCUAGUUUUUAUUACAGACGUGGCCCCCGUUUUUGUCACACAGUCAGUGUUCUGUUCGUACGUGUGUGUGCGUGUGCGUGUUUGUGAAACUGCAUUGGGUGGUGUGUUUACUUAAAUUAGAGAAAUCUGUGUUCCACAUAGGUACGAUAAACCCAGAAUCUAAGCUAAGACGCGUUCACGGUUAGUUCCACCUUUCCAAACCCGCAUUUCUUUGUUCUCCAGUGUUGUCUGCUCUGCGUCGCCCGACGUCAGCUUAGAGAGUCAACACUCGCUUCAAUCGAGCUCACACACACUAAACACUAAAGACUUGAAACUGUGAAAGAGUCCAAGCGGGAGAGCAACAUGAACUCAUCAUUACGUGAUUUUAUCUCCGCUUCUGCUUGUUGUUUAAAAAGGUUGGAGCCUCUGGUCUGGAGCAGACACUCAAAGCUACCUGGAGCCAUACAGAGUCUAUUUUAAAUCUUGUUUAUGUUGUUUUGUGUUAGUUUCUUUUCCUUUUGUUGGGAGGGAGGGUGCAGUUCACAGUAUUACCAUGUAGUAGAUGAUUGCACGACAAUGUACUAUUUUUUUGUCUGUUACAUUUGAAUGUUACGUUUUUGUUUCUUCCCCUUUUUUUGGAGCAUUUAUUUUGAGUAUUUUAUGUACUUGUGAAUUUUAUUUCAUCUUUCCUGUCUUUCUUUCAUUUUUCUUUUUUUUUUUAUUGCCCCUUUUCCUGUUAACCAGGACUCGGCUUGAAUUCAGGCCCUGACUUAUGUUGCAUAUGAUUUGGAAAUAGCUUCAGCACCGUGGCUAUAAUUAGUGCCAAGUGACAUUAGCGUCACUGUUUUUCGAGUUGACAAAAGCUUAGGUAGGCGAGAGAGCAGCAGUGUGAUGAGGAGCUGGUGUGUUUCAGUGGAGAAAACCUGUGAUCUUCAGUUUCCACAGAUGGACUGUUGCUGUUUGUUUUUGUGAAAACAUGAGCAGGAUGAUAGUGAAGAUGAUGAUGUGGUGAUUUUUGCCCUGUAAUCAAACAUCAAUUCAAAUUAUAAUGAUUUUUUUUAAAUCGCUGUUUACACCGUAUGUUUACACAAUCUUUUGCCCAGUAGCACAAUCCCUUCACUGGUCCAUAUGUACUGUGUUUACUAGUGUUAUUAGAUAUAUCAGAGCUAGUUUCAGACUGUUGUCUGCUCCACCGUCUGUCCUCGUCUCCAGGCUAAUGUCCACUUCACAGAGACACACUGAUGCAUUAAAUACUUUCAUCAUCAACAUUGUACAAUCUAACCAUUCAGCUUAGCUAGUUAGUUUAUGUCACGCAAACAUCAACCCAACUCCGUGCCCUCAUGACGUAGUGAGACGUGGUGGCGGAUGAACCUGUGGAAGAAUGAGUGAGGAAGCCAAAGACGGGCCUAUGAAAUUUAACGGUCGCCGCACGUGUCUGUGCGCCCGUGCAUACGUCUCUAUUUUUUUAAAACGUCGUAAUUGAAGACAGAUAAAGCAAUCUCUUGAGGCUGCCGUCUGCUGCUGAGCAGCGGGGAUUAACCAGCUACCUAAUCUCAUCUGUGCGACUGACUGCCAGCUCUCGCUGCGUUUCCACAGUGCAAGAAAUGUGAGGACUCGUGGGCAGAUAGGAUGUGGAAACUGAACUGUGUCCGCCGCGGCUGUUUAAUCGAGCAGAUGCUGUUUGCACCAACAAAAAUUGUGGAGGCUGACGGCUCUUUGACUUGUGCUGGUUGGUCAGAGAGGGCUAUGAAUGAAUUCACCGGGAAAAACGGAGCUCAGUGUGUGGUUGAGAGACUGUUUGCCCGAUGCCGACGACUACUCUCUUAACUGACAGUUAACCUGCUGUUCUUUGCAAUAUAUUGACUUGGUGUGUGCAGCUAAGCGAGGAUAAAAGCAUCGGGAUGUGUUCGAGGGACUGUGGACACGCGGAGCUGAGGUGGUGGAGUCGUCAUUGCCAUCACGCUUCCUGUUUUUGUAUUUGCUUUAUCUAAUGUUUUUUGAUGGAAAUGAAAGAAAAAGACGGUUGAAACGGAAACCAAGGCCGGAUGUGGAUACAAGUUUUAAACCUAACCGUGGCAGAUAAGUAAAUAUUGUUUGAGGGUGGCGUCAUUCGUUUGAGUUUAAUGGUAUUUUCUUCUCAGAAACAACCCACAUCAUGUUCAUAGCUUUUUGUGAGGCUUUCCUCGCUGUAACCUGAGUUUACAUGGUUUUCCUCCUUUUUUUUUUUUUUUUUAACCAUUUCUGUACACUGUAUGGUCAAAAUAAUGGAAACACCUGUUUAAUUUGAGUAAUUUCUUGGACUUCAAAGCCGAUCAUCUGUUUUUGGAUGAGAGUAGAAAUUAAAAUAAGCUUUGGCUGAAAAGAAGAAAGUUCCCUUCUCUGCAUUAGUCACAUGUUGUUUCCUUUAAACUGACCAUAUUGUCUGCAAAUGCACAAUUUGCCCUGUAUUAACAGUUUCGAUUGAAUCGCCUCCUGAGUUCAGUCUUUUUAACGGUCAGGCAAAAAAUGUUUAACAGUCGACAUGAAGGGUUCAGCCGGAGGAAGUGUUACUCUUUGAUUCGAUGGACCAGUGGAACCAAUGUGAAUCUUUUGCCUCCAGCGCAGCAGUCAUUCACUGUUUACCAAGGACAGCAACGGUGACUUUCAUUCAGGUCAUCCACGUUGGAGUGAGGGGUGUAUAGAUGGCCUUUGACCUUCACCCUUUACCUGGUGUUGUGUGUGCGUGUGUGUGUGCGUGCGCGUCUAUGUCACGACCGUGGCGAGCGCUGUGACCUCACCUGUGAGUGAUGCGCUGCCUAGUGUGAAGACUGAGAACCAAUAAACACUCUGCCCUUUUUUACUCCACA
Messenger RNA from Mugil cephalus (flathead mullet), 5793 nucleotides. RefSeq names its product Ral GEF with PH domain and SH3 binding motif 2 (gene ralgps2). The transcript is spliced from 21 exons. Bases 455 to 2212 code for a protein of 585 amino acids. The record is from RefSeq and is a predicted model, not a curated record. Gene Ontology annotation, biological process: positive regulation of GTPase activity; Ras protein signal transduction. Lineage: Eukaryota; Metazoa; Chordata; Actinopteri; Mugiliformes; Mugilidae. Gene Ontology annotation, molecular function: guanyl-nucleotide exchange factor activity. Gene Ontology annotation, cellular component: plasma membrane.